AUGCCGAAACCUUCCAAGCUAUCCAAAGCAGCUGCAAUCCAGAGAUAUGGUGGCAUUGUCGUCACUAGCCAGCAGAGCCGCUUCCACCUCGAUGCUGUGGAUGCCCCUACCUCGAAAGAUAUCGAUGUCAAGGACUUGUCACUUUCUGUUGGCGGCCGGGAGCUGCUAGAUCAUGCCCAUCUCAGGAUUCUUGAAGGGGUCCACUACGUGCUCGCUGGGCGCAACGGUACCGGGAAGAGUUCUCUGCUGAGGGCAUUGGCAGAGAAACGAGUCCCCGGAGUCCCAAGCAAUAUCCGGCUUCUUCUACUUGGACAGACGCGCCUCAGCGCACAUGCACUGUCAGAUCCAGUUGAGGCGGAGAGCAUGGCUCAGACAGUGCUUGAGCAUGUUAUUAAGAGCGACCACAGCCAGGAGCAAGCUCUGAAAGCCUCGAACAGCAUGUUGCAGCUUCCGUUUCCCGAGAAAACAGAUUCGAAGAAACUCGUCCAAACAAUCCGCUCACUUCAGGUCCAACAAGCCCAGCAAGAGCUAGCGGAAGCACAACUGGUUACAGCGAGGAGAAGUGGCGCCAGGGGCCUCAAAGCACGCCAGUUUCUUAUCGAAAAGGAGAAGGCUUUGGAUGAAGCUCAAAGACGCCAGCAGAGCCCCCAGACCGCCGAGGAUGAGCAAGAAGCUGUGAAGACAGGCCUUGAUAUGCUUGAGACUACACUCUUGGCCCUUGAAGCCAUGGAUGCCGUCAGCACUGAAGCUCGCGCUCACAUUGUGCUUUCAGGAUUAGGGUUCUCAGAGGAGCAGAUCAAUAACCCCGUCGAAUCCUUAUCUGGCGGGUGGCGGACCCGUUGCGACCUCGCCUGCUCUCUAAUUCAGCAUACCGAUGUUUUGUUGCUCGAUGAGCCUACAAAUUUCCUCGACCUGCCAGCCAUAAUUUGGCUUGAACGAUACAUUACAACGUCUCUGGCGAAAACUACCGUUGUUCUCGUCACUCACGACCGGGAUUUUGCCGAUGCUGUUGCUCAGGAGCUAAUUCUGGUCCGCCUUGCACCUGCAAAGACUCUGGAAGUCUUCAAGGGCAACUUGACCGAAUACGAACGUGAGAAGAGACGACAAAUCCGAAGAAUGUCCAAGAUGUCCGAAGCCCAGGAGAGAAAGACCAAACACAUGGAAGACACGAUCAACAAGAACGUCAAUGCUGCUAAGAGAACAGGUGACGACAAGAAGUUGAAGCAAGCUGCCUCUCGCCGGAAGAAACUACAGGAGAGAUCUGGCCUGGAGGUAGGUCAGCAUGGAGGCAGAUUUAAGCUGAACCGUGAUCUGGUAGGCUAUCAUCUGUCGAACCGGGCUGACAUUGACAUACCCGAAUUCGACCCUCCCGUGACGAUCACGCUACCGGAGCAACCCUCGCUGCUACAACAUGCCGGGCCUCUUUUCACCUUUGAGAAGGUUUCCUACACGUACCCCAAGUCUAGCGCGUGGGCAUUGAAAGAUGUUGAUCUGGUCAUGCAUCCCAGUGAACGCGUUGGCUUGGCCGGCCUGAACGGGAGCGGGAAGUCGACCUUGGUCAAGCUUUUGAUGGCGGCCAAAUCUAGCGGUGAUCCAAGACCAACCAGAGGAUCUAUUGCUGUGCACUCCAAAGCACGGUUUGCGUGUUAUUCUCAACAUGCUGUCGAGACCCUGGAAGAGGUUGGCCGACAUGCCCCAGAGAAGACCGCCCUGUCUUAUCUGAUGCAGCUCGACGAGUGGACUGCAGAUGAGCAAACAGCUCGAGGCUUACUAGCAAAAGUCGGCCUCCGCGGAAACACUGUAACCGACGUCCCACUUGCAGCACUGUCUGGUGGCCAACGGGUUCGACUCGCAUUGGCUGAGGUGGUUUUCACUUCCCCUCAUCUUCUGGUAUUGGAUGAAGUGACUAUCCAUCUGGAUGCGGACACGAUUGACGCAUUGAUUGAAGCCCUCAAGUCAUGGGAGGGAGCGCUGCUUAUCAUCACACAUGACCGGCAUUUCAUGCGAUUUGUGGUGGACCGAGAAAAGACUGACAAGGACGAGGAGACAGAGGAUGACAGCAGUAGUGAAGAGUCGGAUCAUGGUCGACCUGGCACUGUCUAUCAUGUGCGCAAGGCUGGUCUUCGCAGGCUUGAGAGGGGCAUGCAACAGUACGAAGAGAUUGUAUCAAAGUCAGUCAGCAAUCUCAAGGUCUGA
Capronia coronata CBS 617.96 is the source of this 2196-nucleotide messenger RNA. RefSeq lists its product as uncharacterized. Gene Ontology annotation, molecular function: ATP hydrolysis activity; ATP binding. The coding region runs from base 1 to 2196 and encodes 731 amino acids. NCBI's taxonomy places the organism in Eukaryota, Fungi, Ascomycota, Eurotiomycetes, Chaetothyriales, Herpotrichiellaceae. The transcript has 3 exons. The record is from RefSeq and is a predicted model, not a curated record.